AUUUCUCUUUGCUUAUAUGCAGUGUUCGAGGAAUCCCUGUAUCUUCCUUUGUCUCAAUCGUCAAUUCUCCAUUAAAUAACACUCUGCAUAGCUUUUGUAAGAUCAUUAAAAAGGGGUCAUUUUCAAGGACAAAGACAAAGUAAAAUAGGAAGAGAAAAUGGAGGUUGGGAAUGGAAGGAAAAUAUGCAGAGAGAAUAGUCCAGAAAGAGGGAAAUCACAAAGAAGAAUAUCAUCAGUGAUAAGGCCAAGUUUCAGAAAGGUUCAAGUUGUGUAUUAUUUAACAAGAAAUGGCCAACUUGAACAUCCUCAUUACAUGGAAGUUACUCAUCUUUCUCAUCAACAGCUUCGCUUGAAAGAUGUAAUUGAUAGGCUUACUGUCUUGAGAGGCAGAGGCAUGCCUUCACUCUAUUCUUGGUCUUGCAAAAGGAGCUACAAGAAUGGUUAUGUGUGGAAUGAUUUGGCUGAAAAUGAUUUCAUUUGCCCUUCUGAAGGAGCUGAGUAUGUUCUCAAAGGAUCUGAAAUUAUUGAAGGAUCCACAGAAAAAUUUCAGCACCUUCAUAUAGCAGAGAGUCCACAAUUAAUGAGAGACAGGCAACAAGUUCAAGACUCAAGCAACUUCUUACCAAAACGCAAAUCGAUAGGCUCAAAACGACAUGAUGCAGAGCCAGAAAUAGUUCAAAACAACCACGUCCAUUACCUAGACGAAAAUGAAGAAGAAUAUGAAGAGAAAUCAAGUUACAGUACUAGCUCAACCACACCAAAUUCCACUUGCUCUAGAGGUGUUUGUACUGAUGAUCAUCACAACGAAUUAAUCCAACAACAACAAGAAGCAAUAACUCGGAAAAAUCACGCCGAGUUAACUAAUACCAACUCGUUAUUAUCUCCUCCUUCAGCAACUUCCUCUUCACUCUCAGACAAGCCCAAUAAUGAAGCCACCAACACCUCCAAAAGGUUCGAAGAUGGUGACCCGGUGGCAACCGAGUCAUUACUGAGUCGGAACUCGGUGCUCUUCCAACUCAUUUCAUGCGGCGGCUCAGUGUCGUUCAGAGGAAAGACUAGUGAGCCGCCACAAGUUGUGAAGCAACAACCUCCGCCACCACCAUCGCCGCCAUCCACUGUGGUGGUGGGAAGGAAGAGUAGUAGUAGUAGUAGUUGUGCUAGUUUUCAUAAAGGAGUAUUGUGCAAGGCAGCAAUGAAGAAUAUUAUUAAUAAUGAGGAGAUGGAAGAGAUAAAGUACAUGUCCGAGAAUCCAAGAUUUGGGAAUUUACAAUCGGAGGAGAAAGAAUAUUUCAGUGGGAGCAUUGUUGAAUCAAUGACAAUGGAGGAGAGAACUGCUAAAAUUGAGCCAAAGUUGAAGAAAUCAUCUUCCUACAAUGAAGAGAGGAGCUCAAAGGCAGGGUUGAGAGAAGCAUUGGUAGAAGAGGAGGAGGAAUUGAAGAAGGAAAAGGCUGUAAAAGGAAAAUGCAUUCCAAGGAAAAAGUCUUCCUCUAAACAGUCCAAAAAAUGACCUUUCUUCUGCUCUGCCAGCAAAAGGUGUUCUUGGGGCUUUACUAGGAACUUCAAUGACAGUUUUAGGCUUUCUUCUGUUUUAGGCUUUUAGCUCCACAACACAGACGCACUUAUUUCUGUAGAGUUGCAAAAAAAAGAAAAAGAAUCUAUUAAAGUUUUCAUCGGAAUGCUGGGAAUCAAGGAAGUGAGAUUUAAUUAAGGACUUAGUAUUAGAUUGUUAUUGAACUCUUCAUCUGUGAAUCAAACCCCCCUCAAGUUUUCUGAGCAACUUUGUUGAUUUUACAAAAAACAAUUUGUGUCGCAAUUAACAUCUUUCCAGUACAGUUUUAAAUGAAAAUGUGGGAAUCUUACG
Lycium ferocissimum is the source of this 1861-nucleotide messenger RNA. RefSeq names its product protein SOSEKI 2. The transcript has 6 exons. The record is from RefSeq and is a predicted model, not a curated record. The coding region runs from base 158 to 1507 and encodes 449 amino acids. Lineage: Eukaryota; Viridiplantae; Streptophyta; Magnoliopsida; Solanales; Solanaceae.